Molecule: messenger RNA, 1366 nt
Organism: Phalaenopsis equestris
Lineage: Eukaryota; Viridiplantae; Streptophyta; Magnoliopsida; Asparagales; Orchidaceae
Product: E3 ubiquitin-protein ligase EL5-like
Exons: 1
Coding region: 303-1217 (304 amino acids)
Source: RefSeq, a predicted model, not a curated record
UAAAAAGCCAAAAGCCAACAAACCUUCUCAUCUUUCUCAACCCAAAAGAACAAAUUCCAGCCUUCAAUCUCGUCAAGUCCGGCAGAAUUAGUAACCCAAGCAAAAGCUGGGGACCUCCACAGCCUCCAUUUUUGAAGGCCCAAAUCAAAACCACUCCUUUCAUGUUCAUGGCCGCCAUUAAUCUAUAUAUAACCACCUCCUAAUCACCAAACCCAAAGCAACCAACUUUGUUCAACAAAGAUAAAGAUUGAAGAAAACUCUACCAUCACUCAUAACUCAACCAUCCAGCUUUGAUCUCAGCCAUGUCGACAGCACCGCCGCCCGUGGCCGGAAACACCGUUCCCGGUCUCUCCAUCUCCGUCACCGGCAAGCUCAUGCUGUCCGGCGUUAUCGCCGUCUUCUUCCUCUUUGUCAUCUUUCUCAUUCUAUUCCUUCGCGCUAAUCGUUACUUCGGCGCCAACCCCGCUCACGAGAGCUCCUCACCCCGCUUCAUAUUCCCCGCCUCCAGCACUCUCCUCGCCGCGUUUCACCGCCGCGCGCUCGAUCCCACCGUGCUUAAAUCGCUUCCAGUCACCAUCUUCAUUUCUUCAGCUUUCAAGGACGGCAUGGAGUGCGCCGUGUGCCUCUCCGAGCUCGCCGACGGCGAACCCGUCAGGUUUCUUCCCGGCUGCCGCCAUGGAUUCCAUCUCGAGUGUAUCGACACAUGGUUUGGUUCCAACUCCACCUGUCCCAUCUGUCGGAUCUCCAUCAAACCGCCGGCCGUCGAAUCGAAAAACACGAACUUGAUCGGUUGGGAGCAGAGUACGGCCAUAAAUAACAGAGCUUUGCCGGUGGAUGGCUCAGGAGAAGGAAGCUCGAGUUCGAUCUGCUCUGUUUCGAGGAAGUCCGGUCGAAUCAUGGCCAUCAAUAUACAGGGAAUUGCAUUGGAAAGCUCUGCUUUUGCAUUGCAUUCGAGUAGGAAUGUUUCGGCUGUGGACAUAAAGUCGCCGAAUUUGGGGAGUUUGAGACCGCUGAGGAGGAUACUGAGCAUGGGGAGCAGGGGAUUUGGUUCUUCUUGCAGCGCGAGAGGUGGGGAUAUUGAGCAGGGAGUGGCGGCGGUGUCGCCGUCGACGACGGCCGCCGGAGAUUUGGAUGGAGAGGGGAGUUCAUCAAAGAAGAAUUGUGAAGGAGAUUUGUGUUUGGUUGUGCGUGAAGGAAGGAGGAUUGCUAUGAGGUAAUUGUAAUGGAGGCGCCGAUGAUCGUAUUUCGACUGCAUAGUUUCAGACAUUGUAGAUUUUUAAGCCGAUUGUUGAUUUCUUUUUUAAUUUAAUUUAAGCCUUAAGUGCUAAAUAACCCCAAUUAUUUAUAUUUGUUCAUUUUAGUCUCA